Molecule: messenger RNA, 1544 nt
Organism: Saccostrea cuccullata (small rock oyster)
Lineage: Eukaryota; Metazoa; Mollusca; Bivalvia; Ostreida; Ostreidae
Product: protein PML-like
Exons: 3
Coding region: 54-1061 (335 amino acids)
Biological process (GO): DNA catabolic process
Cellular component (GO): cytoplasm
Molecular function (GO): 3'-5'-DNA exonuclease activity; nucleic acid binding
Source: RefSeq, a predicted model, not a curated record
ACAAGAAAUGCUCUGUAUCCCCUGGACAAUUUACGCUGAAGCAUGCUCAAAAGAUGGAGAAAAGAUUGAAAAAUCAGCGCCUUCGUCAGAGUUUAUUUACUUCCAAAAGGCGACGACUGGAACUCAAGUCUUUGAGGGCAAUGAAAAACUCCACACAGUCUGUAUUAGAAGGUGAUACAUACCAGUCAAAGAUUGGCAUUGAAGAAGAUUUAGAUCUUGAGGACAUUGAUCUCACUCCAGUAUCUUUUCCAAAGGAUGGUAGUGAAAUUAUUUUUGACUUGGAAACUACUGGUCUGGCUCGGACAUCUGAUAUUAUUCAGAUAGCAGCAGCCUCUGGAGACGAGGAAUUCAGUAUAUAUAUGACCCCAACGACAGAAAUUAGUAAUGGAGCUUCUGAGGCCACAGGUUUAACUUAUGUUGGAGGUGUCCUGAAACACAGAGGCCAGGCUGUGAGUUGUGUUACUCCCCAGGAAGGACUUUCCCAGUUUCUAAAUUUCAUCAAGAAGUUUUCAAAGCCAAUUCUGGUGGGACAUAACAUUCAGAGUUUUGAUUUGCCAGUCUUAAUAAACCAACUGUCUAGAUAUAAUUUAUAUACAGAUUUCCAGAAAACAGUGUUUGGAUUCAUUGACACAUUAAAGGUAGCAAAGAGAACAUGGAAAAGGCCUGAAGUUGAGAACUACAAGCAAGAAACAUUGGUCAGAACUUUUCUGGACUUGAAAUAUGAUGCUCAUAAUGCUUUGGCAGAUGUACAAUCCCUGCAAAGGUUGUAUAAGAAGAUGAUGGCAAACUGUCUUCUUUCAAGUGAUCUAUUUACUCUUAAUUACUAUGCAUGUAAGCAAUCACUUGACCCUUUAGUGAAAGACAAAGUAAUUUCAAGCCAAACAAUGAAGAAACUUCUUCAGUGCUCACUCAGUUUGUCCAAACUUAGAAGUAUUCAUAAACGUGAUACCUUUAAUGGAAUUAGAAAUGUGUUUGUGGAGCAAUGUGAAGGGUCAAAGGUCCCCAGAAUCUCCAAGUCUAAGGCAGUUAUUGACAAACUCAUUACAUAUCUGAAUACAUGAUAGGUUUAUGUAUAUGACUAGUAUAAUAGUAUAACAUCACAUGUUAAAACAGUAUAUGUCUUGGUGUUAAGGUUUUUCUUUUCACAGGUGAGCAAUUUAGGCCAUGGGCCUCUAUAUUUCAUUAUUUAAGGUGUAGAAUUAAAUAAGAUGAUUUACCUUGUCUCUAUAAUAGAAUACUGAACCACAGAAACUUUUUUAACGACCUACUUCAAAAUGUAAUGAAAUUUAAAGAAUUUUUGUGUGGGGGUGGGGGUGUAAAAAUGCUUGUACUGAAUUUAUUAAUAUGGAAAGGUGUCAUUUUUUUCAAUUAAUUAGAUUCUCAAAUACAAUAUUACUUAAUUUGUAAACCAUUUUUUGGAUUGAAACCAUCAAUUUGAAAUUAUAAGAGAUUCUUUCGAGAAAAAUAUGUAAAAUUAAAGCCAAUUUUAACAGGGAUAGAAGAUGAAAAGUCAUGUAAAUGGAUAUAUGUUAUUUUUAAUGAUA